GUGCCGUUUUUAACCCCAUUUGCACCAUGUUUUCCAGUGCACCAAACUACUCAAAGCUGAAGACGAACCUUCGCCUAGCGCUCAACCGACUAAAGCUGCUGGAGAAGAAAAAAACUGAACUGGCACAGAAGGCACGGAAAGAAAUAGCCGAUUAUAUAGUGGCUGGCAAACCUGAACGGGCCCGUAUCCGGGUGGAGCACAUCAUCCGCGAAGACUAUCUGGUGGAAGCGAUGGAGAUAGUGGAAAUGUACUGUGAUUUGAUACUCGCCCGGUUUGGGCUUGUGACGCAGAUGAAGGAGCUGGACGAAGGCAUCGAGGAGGCGGUAAGCAGUAUCAUCUGGGUGGCGCCCCGAUUGCAGGCGGAUGUGCAAGAGCUGAAGCUCUGCUCGGACAUAUUCACGCUAAAGUAUGGCAAACCGUACGCGGAACAGGUGCGUGCUGCUAUCCCGCCCCACAAGAUAUCGGAUAAGCUGAUGCAUAAGCUGGCCAUACAGGCGCCACCGAAGUUGCUGGUGGAGAAGUAUCUAAUUGAGAUUGCAAAGAUCUUCAACGUGGAGUACGAACCGGAUCCGAACGUGAUGAAGGAUGAUCGAUCGAACAUCAUGGACGGGGAGGAGAGUGUGUUGAUCGAUCUGGCUGAUAAGAACAAUCUGGACGGUUCUUCCUCAGGUGGCGCAGGUGCAUCGGGUGGAAGUGGUGGUAGCAGCGGUGGUAGCGGAGGGGGUGGAACAGCGGCUCCAACACCAAAUGUAGGAUUUGUAGCAUAUCCUCCGCCAAUUCCGCAGCUACCGGUUGUUCCGCCAGCCGUUCCUUUCCAGUAUCCGGCUGGUCCCAGUGGACAAAACUUUGGUGGAGCAUCUGCACCGCCACCGUUCAGCUACAACAUACCGCCCAACUCGUCAGAAAAGGAAGAGGUCAAGGAUUUGAACAUUAACGCCAACUUUCUUAAUGAAGAAAGAGGAGUAAGCGAUGCCACUGGUCCACCGCCUUCUUACUCAUCCCUUAGUCCGGAUGACAACAUGCAGAACUCAACCAAACCAAAACCUCAGCCAAGGUCCAAGUUUUCGCCAGAACUUAACUUUCCACCAUUGCCGAACGUGCCACUGGAUCUGCCAGAAGUACCGGACGGUGACGAGAACAAGAACGAUAACGAUGAGAUCGAUUUCGACGAUUUGUCACGCCGGUUUGAGGAGCUGAAGAGAAAGAAGUGAAUCUGUUCCCGUGCAUGCAGGGCCCUGCACAACUCUCUCUGUGUAAAUGCGACUCACAUAGCUUUACCGUUCGAUGGAAUCGGAAGGGCAACAAAUACC
Molecule: messenger RNA, 1310 nt
Organism: Anopheles maculipalpis
Lineage: Eukaryota; Metazoa; Arthropoda; Insecta; Diptera; Culicidae
Gene: Ist1
Product: IST1 homolog
Exons: 3
Coding region: 27-1211 (394 amino acids)
Biological process (GO): protein transport
Source: RefSeq, a predicted model, not a curated record